AUGAACUCAGCUAACGCAUUCUGUUAUGUGCCUAAGAACUCAGAAGACAAAAAGAUUUAUAAAAAUUAGGUCAAUCAGAAGAUUACAUCUAAUAUCAUUGAGAUUAACUUCUCAAAUCUGAAGAAACUUUAAAAAAACUAUGUUUAAUAGACUCCAAAUUUUUGCAUCAGUUGCCAGGCAUCUCUAAAUCACUUGUCUAUAGUCAAAUAAAGAGAUGGAUAAACAGUUUGGUAGUGCGAAUUUUGCGACUAUGUAAAUCCUCUCAAUGUUCCAUAUAACAAUAAUUUGAUUCCAAAAGAGAAAGAUGUCUUCUUCAUGCUUGAAAAAAGCAAUCAAAAAAACAAAGUUUAAUAAUAAGAAGAAGAAUAAAAAUAAUCAAAGUAAUAAGAAUACUCUAUGAACAUAGAAAACGAUCAAGAUGCAGAUUUAAAUGACCAAAGAACAAUUAUUUUUUGCUUAGAUAAUUCAGGAUCAAUGAGUAGUGGCACUGUCUUCAAAGAUUAAGAUGGUGAAAGUAGAUACAUGUCUCGUAAAGCAUGCGUUGAAAAAGCUAUCCAUUCUUAAAUUCUUGAAAUGUAGAAAAAAUAUCCUAACAGAAAAGUAGGAAUAGUUCUGUUUUCUAAAGAUGUCACUAUUUUAGGUGAUUGUCAAUCAGCUCCUGUUUCUAUUUCUAAAGAAGGAUAAUUUGACAAGUUAUUUGAAUUAGGCUAGAAUCACUAUGAAAAUUUAUUUAAAAACAAUGUUAGUUAGGUUAAUAACAUGCCUCAGAAAUACAAGGAAAUUAGGACUAAUGGCUCAACUGCUCUAGGACCUGGUUUAGCUGUUAGUUUAGGAUUGGCCUCUUAGAGUCCUUAAAGUGGAUCAAGCAUUAUUUUAUGCACUGAUGGACUUGCUAAUGAAGGAAUUGGCUAAUUAGAAGAUAAAAAAGAUUAUGAAACUUAUGAAAAAAUGGGUUAAUUGGCUAAAUCAUUAGGAAUUUUAAUUCAUACAAUUACUAUGAGAGGUAAUGAAAGUGAUGUUAGAGUACUUGGUAAGCUAUCUGAUACUACUGGAGGUAGAACUUCUAGAGUAGGACCUGCUGAUUUUAAUUCUAAUUUUGUUGAAUUGGUUUCAAGCGAUCUUGUUGCUACUAAAGUAGAAAUUGUUGUACAACUUCAUGAAGGAUUAGUCAUGAUAGAAGGAAGUCCACAUACUGAUUUAGGAAAUGCUACAGAGAACUCAAGCAUUACUUAUUAAUAUGCUGUAAAAGAUAAUUAUGAUUUCAAAGGUAGAAAUUCUAUUCCUAUUCAAAGCAAAAUCUUCUUCUCAACCUUGCAAGGUGAUAAAAUGGUCAGAAUUAUCACUCAAGAGCAGAAAAUAACAUAUGAAUAUUAGCAAGCAGUCUAAGAAGUUUAAAUAAAUAUUUUAUCUAAACACGCUAAUAAAGUAAAUGCCUAGCAAGCUUUGUUUGGUUCUGCUCCAUAAGCUCAAUAAUAAUAAGCUCUUUGGGGUAACUUUAUAAAAAAUCAAGUUUAACCAGAUAACUUCUCAUAAUAAGCUCAGUAUAAUGUUCACUGCUAAUAACAAUAAAAGCUAGAUAAAGCCAUUAACAAAAAAAUAGCUCAUAUUGAAAAAAAUGAUGAUAACAAAUAAGAGCUUGAUGAUGUUGACUAAGAAUGCUUUGACAUGUUCUGA
Tetrahymena thermophila SB210 is the source of this 1674-nucleotide messenger RNA. Its product is annotated as type A von willebrand factor domain protein. The transcript is spliced from 4 exons. Gene Ontology annotation, cellular component: endoplasmic reticulum exit site; COPII vesicle coat. Gene Ontology annotation, molecular function: zinc ion binding; SNARE binding. The record is from RefSeq and is a predicted model, not a curated record. Gene Ontology annotation, biological process: endoplasmic reticulum to Golgi vesicle-mediated transport; COPII-coated vesicle cargo loading; intracellular protein transport. Lineage: Eukaryota; Ciliophora; Oligohymenophorea; Hymenostomatida; Tetrahymenidae.